GCGGAGGGCGGGAGCCGCCAGGGAGACAGGGCGGGCCGAGGGAGCGGCGCCGUGGGGUUGGCUGCUGCCCCGAGGCCGGACUCAACGGAUCCGGGCCGCGCCACCGGGCCAGCUCGCCGCCCGGCCCCAGCCCGGAGCCAGCGAGUGAGCGAGGCGGUGCCGCGCGGUUUGAUUGUAAAUGCAUCACCAAGAGGCAGCCCAGAAUGAAGAAAGCAAACAGGAGUGUUGGCUCAGUGCCUAAGGUGUCUGGGGUAAGCAAACCACAAACCAUAGAAAAAAGCAAGCCCGAGAACAGCUCUUCAGCACCCACGGGAGGCAAGCCUGUGAAGCCCGGGACAGCAGCGUCUUUGUCAAAGACCAAGAGCAAUGAUGACCUUUUAGCUGGAAUGGCUGGAGGAGUAAAUGUGUCUAAUGGUGUCAAAGCAAAGAAGAGCACCUGUUCAUCCGCAGCGCCUUCAGCACCUGCCCCUGCCAUGACUGUCGUGGAGAGCAAAUCCAAGAUUAGCACAGGCACCAGUUCCUCAGCCAAACGGAGUACUUCAGCCGGAAAUAAAGAAUCCAGUUCUACUAGAGAAAGACUACGUGAACGCACACGGCUAAACCAGAGCAAAAAACUGCCUUCUGUGAGCCAGGGCGCUAACGAUGUGGCACUGGCCAAACGCUCUCGCAGUCGCACCGCUACAGAGUGUGACAUCCGAAUGAGCAAGUCUAAGUCGGACAAUCAGAUCAGCGACAAAGCUGCUUUGGAAGCCAAGGUGAAAGAUCUCCUCACACUGGCCAAAACCAAGGAUGUAGAAAUUUUACAUUUGAGGAACGAACUCCGAGACAUGCGUGCUCAGCUGGGCAUUAACGAGGAGCCUUCUGAAGGGGAUGAACAGUCUGAAGAGAAGGAAACCAUGAUCGCUCACCAGCCAACUGACGUGGAGUCUACUUUGCUGCAGCUGCAGGAACAGAACACAGCCAUCCGCGAGGAGCUCAACCAGCUGAAGAAUGAGAACAGAAUGCUCAAGGACAGGUUGAAUGCACUGGGCUUUUCCCUAGAGCAGAGGCUGGACAACUCUGAAAAACUGUUUGGCUAUCAGUCCCUGAGCCCAGAGAUCACCGCUGGUAACCAGAGUGAUGGAGGAGGAACUCUGACAUCUUCAGUAGAAGGUUCUGCCCCUGGCUCAGUGGAAGAUCUCCUGAGUCAGGAUGAAAAUACACUCAUGGACCAUCAGCACAGUAACUCUAUGGACAACCUAGACAGUGAGUGCAGCGAGGUCUACCAGCCCCUCACGUCAAGUGAUGAUGCUCUGGAUGCCCCCUCGUCUUCAGAGUCGGAGGGCAUCCCGAGCAUAGAGCGCUCUCGGAAGGGGAGCAGUGGGAAUGCGAGCGAGGUCUCCGUGGCUUGCCUGACAGAACGGAUUCACCAGAUGGAAGAGAACCAGCACAGUACCAGCGAGGAGCUUCAGGCGACUCUGCAAGAGUUGGCCGACCUCCAGCAGAUUACCCAAGAACUCAACAGUGAGAACGAACGGCUGGGAGAGGAGAAGGUCAUUCUGAUGGAGUCACUGUGUCAGCAGAGUGAUAAGCUGGAACACUUUGGCCGACAGAUUGAGUAUUUCCGUUCCCUUCUAGAUGAGCAUCACAUUUCUUAUGUCAUAGAUGAAGACGUAAAGAGUGGGCGCUACAUGGAACUGGAGCAGCGUUACAUGGAUUUGGCUGAGAACGCCCGUUUUGAGCGAGAGCAGCUUCUAGGUGUCCAGCAGCAUUUAAGCAACACUCUGAAGAUGGCCGAGCAAGACAACAAGGAAGCCCAGGAGAUGAUAGGUGCGCUCAAAGAGCGCAGCCACCACAUGGAGCGGAUUAUUGAGUCUGAGCAGAAGGGCAAGGCGGCCCUGGCAGCCACACUGGAGGAGUACAAAGCUACUGUGGCCAGUGACCAGAUAGAGAUGAAUCGCCUGAAGGCCCAGCUGGAGAACGAAAAGCAGAAAGUGGCCGAGCUGUACUCCAUCCAUAACUCUGGAGACAAAUCUGAUAUCCAGGACCUCCUGGAGAGCGUUAGGUUGGACAAGGAAAAGGCAGAGACUUUGGCCAGCAGCCUGCAGGAAGAUCUGGCUCAUACCCGGAAUGAUGCCAAUCGGUUACAGGACACCAUUGCUAAGGUAGAAGAUGAGUACCGGGCUUUCCAGGAAGAAGCCAAGAAGCAGAUUGAAGACUUGAAUCUGACGUUGGAAAAAGUGAGAUCAGAGCUGGAGGAAAAGGAGACAGAGAGGAGUGACAUGAAGGAAACUAUCUUUGAACUUGAAGAUGAAGUAGAGCAACAUCGAGCUGUGAAGCUUCACGACAACCUCAUCAUUUCUGAUUUAGAGAAUACUGUUAAAAAACUCCAGGACCAAAAGCAUGACAUGGAGAGAGAAAUCAAGACACUUCACAGGAGACUUCGGGAAGAAUCUGCGGAAUGGCGGCAGUUUCAGGCUGAUCUCCAGACGGCGGUGGUCAUCGCAAAUGACAUCAAAUCCGAAGCCCAAGAAGAGAUUGGUGACCUAAAGCGGCGGUUACACGAGGCUCAAGAGAAAAAUGAGAAACUCACAAAAGAAUUGGAGGAAAUAAAGUCACGCAAGCAAGAGGAGGAGCGAGGCCGGGUCUACAACUACAUGAACGCUGUGGAAAGAGAUCUGGCAGCCUUGCGGCAAGGGAUGGGACUGAGUAGAAGGUCCUCAACUUCUUCAGAGCCCACUCCUACAGUAAAAACCCUCAUCAAGUCUUUUGACAGUGCAUCUCAAGUACCAAAUGCUGCUGCAGCUGCAAUUCCUCGAACUCCUCUGAGUCCAAGUCCCAUGAAAACCCCUCCUGCAGCUGCUGUUUCCCCCAUGCAGAGACAUUCCAUAAGUGGACCAAUCUCAGCAUCCAAACCUCUGACAGCCCUAUCAGAUAAGAGAUCAAACUAUGGAGAAAUUCCUGUACAAGAGCAUCUAUUAAGAACAUCUUCAACUAGCCGACCUGCUUCUCUACCAAGAGUUCCUGCUAUGGAAAGUGCCAAGACCAUCUCAGUGUCUCGACGAAGUAGUGAAGAAAUGAAACGGGACAUCUCUGCAUCUGAGGGAGCAUCACCAGCCUCUCUCAUGGCUAUGGGCACCACGUCACCCCAGCUCUCCCUCUCUUCCUCUCCCACGGCGUCAGUCACUCCAAGUACCCGGAGCCGAAUAAGGGAGGAACGGAAAGACCCCCUCUCAGCUUUGGCACGAGAAUAUGGAGGCUCUAAGAGGAACGCCUUGUUGAAGUGGUGUCAGAAGAAAACAGAAGGUUAUCAGAAUAUCGACAUCACAAACUUCAGCAGUAGCUGGAACGACGGGCUGGCUUUCUGUGCACUGCUUCACACCUAUCUCCCAGCCCACAUACCCUACCAAGAACUCAACAGCCAAGAUAAGAAAAGGAACUUCACCCUGGCUUUCCAGGCAGCUGAAAGCGUUGGAAUCAAAUCCACCCUGGACAUCAAUGAGAUGGCACGUACCGAACGACCCGACUGGCAGAAUGUAAUGCUGUAUGUCACAGCCAUCUACAAGUACUUUGAAACCUGAACACACAGGAGGAGCUGCUGCUACCAGCUAAAGACCUCUGCAGUCACCAAGUGACACCAACACCAUUAGCUAGAACCCCUAAAGCUUUCAGCGACUCUGGGCCUCCCUGCAGGGAGUGUGCCCAGCUCUAGGCCUCUGCAUCGGAACUGGAACUGCAGACCAGGGCUCUUCCAUAUGGCCAUCCUCAGGAGCAGGAAGCACAGCACACAGCCAGCUUACUUCCAGAGACCGUGAAGCUCCAUCAGUGCCCUGAAGUCUGAAAAAACAGGAAGGCUUGUGGCCGGCUUGUCUUGGGAAAUGGGAUUAAAUUGUGGGAACCAGGGGUUAGUGAAAGCUUAGCCAUCGCACUUCUUGACUGUCGUCCAUGUGGUUCCCAGUGCUGGGACAGAGCUGGCCUUGGUCCCUUUGUGUGGGCCUGCGUUCUAGGAGUGUGUCAGAGAAGAGAGUCAUUAUCCUUUCCAUGUAACAGGACCGUCUUAACCACUGCAGUUUAACUUAGAAGUGUCAGAAACCCAGCUCACAGGCCCACAGCCAGCUGAGUCUACACUACCACCAAGCAGACUUUUGUCACCAAGAAGCAGGUGGCACACUCAGUGGGUGCUUAGCCACUUGCCCCUGGCCCCGGGGAAAAGACUGGUCACAAGGAGUUCUCCUAGUUGGAGUUGGUGUUUUAUUAUAAGCAAUAUUGGGAAAAUAGCUCCGAUUCUGUUAGUACCAAAGUCAGUUGUUUUAGUACAAAUAGAAAUUAAACACAAAAUGUGGGUAUUAGCAUGGUGAAGGUGAGGAUUCAUGCAGUACGGAAAAGGAGGAGGCGCUUGAGGGAGCCAGAGAUUCACGCCAUUGAUGGCUGCCCCUCCAGGGCAGGAGUUAAGACAGUGCCUUAGCCCUGCACCAGGACAGCUGAGCCCACACCUACAGGAGUAUCCUGCAUGUUGGUGGGGACUCUGGUAGAGGUGGCUCCAUGCUGUGCCUGGGGUAUGGGGCCUACAUCACGAGCCAAGGCCUUACUCAAUUCUGUUGAUUUCUGGCUGGAAUUUAGCAGCCCCUUUUCAAGAAUAGGAAGCCCUUAUCUCAUGUGCCUGACACAGAAGUUGUUGUUUGAACAAUGUCAAGACCUGUUACUUCCAGGAUACACUCAUUUGCCACCUGCAAGAUACCAUGAAGACCAGCCAUCAGUAGAAAUGGGGCCACAGCCUCAAUAACUAGAUGGAUGCUGGGAAUGUCUCCCAGGAGGCAAGCCCCGUUCAGUCACGGACCGAGUGAGGUUCUAUGUUCAAGCAUAAUGCUUUAUCCUGGGACUUUGGUGUGUCUAUGGAACCUAGAGAAGAAAGCAGUUAUUAGGAAGUGGGCUAUGUCUGUAUGCGUUGCCAUCAGACAGACAGCCUCUCCAUCCACCCCACCUAAAUGUCUACAUCUAGCAGCUUAUGCUGCACAGUGUACCGGAAGCCCCCUGUUACUCUGGCUGGCCCAGUCUCUGGUCUCCCUUGGCCCGGUUCUGUUCUUGCUCUUGUUCUCUGAUGAGACCUGUCAGGGUGACUGACUGUCCCUGUCAGAACCACUGUUUGCUGAUGGGUCUCCACUAAACUUCUCCGAGCUUCCCGUCUCUGCUGUCAUCUGCCUUCACUGAGGCCUGUCCACUGUGCACCAGGGUGUUGGAUCUGAGGCCAGGCUUUAUUUAUUAUGUCAUGAAGAAGGGUUGUCUUGUUAAAGAGACUUUCCUGGGCUUACAGUUCACAACUUCUGUCCCUCGCUGGCUAUAAUGAGCCUAGCCUCAUGCCAGAGUAGAAGUUGCCAGAGUUUUCGGAAAGUAUUUAGAGUAAGUUGGCUGCUGCUGAAGGAGUAUGUCCAUAUUGAGAUAAUGUUUCUGUUCUGGAAUCUGUGGACUUGGGAUAGGCCUGGAGCCAGUAGCCGGGACAGGUGGUGGGCUGCCUCCCAACCCCCAGACUCGGGGCAGUCAUCACAGACAGGGCCAGGCUGCCCAUGUUUGUGUGAGGGCCCACAAGUCUACAGGUAACUCCAGACCAUUGCUUUUUGCCUUCUCUAAUAGGCCCCUAAAAGAGCACUGUUGGCCCUGUGGGCAAGCUUGUAGAUGGCCAUGUGUUUUUAAAAGUAGUAUUUGGGAGUUGGUAGAGUACCUGUCUACAAUGCAUGAAGCCCUGAGUCGAACCCCAAUACCACAUCAACUGGGUGUGGUGGUGUAUACUUGUAAUUCCAGUACUUGGGAAGUGGAGGCAAGUGGAAGAUCAGGAGUUCAGUGUACUGUUGACUACAUGAUGAGUUUGAUGCCAGCCUUGGCAUGUGAGACCCUUUCCCCAAAAUAGGUGAUAUUUGGAGGUUCUCUCAUUCUAGGGCUGCUUCCUGGGAAGCUCCAGGAUGUAAGCUUGCCUCUCUUCCCUACAGCACAAGGUUCACUACAAAAGGGCCAGUUACCUUCCUACUUUUCUCAGUCACAGGCUUCUGCUGAUGAAUGAUACUUUGUCAUUUUGUUCUAGUAAAUACUCUUGAAUGUA
Peromyscus eremicus (cactus mouse) is the source of this 6070-nucleotide messenger RNA. RefSeq names its product sperm antigen with calponin homology and coiled-coil domains 1 like (gene Specc1l). The transcript is spliced from 16 exons. Gene Ontology annotation, cellular component: microtubule organizing center; filamentous actin. The coding region runs from base 204 to 3560 and encodes 1118 amino acids. Gene Ontology annotation, biological process: actin cytoskeleton organization. Gene Ontology annotation, molecular function: protein binding. NCBI's taxonomy places the organism in Eukaryota, Metazoa, Chordata, Mammalia, Rodentia, Cricetidae. The record is from RefSeq and is a predicted model, not a curated record.